Molecule: messenger RNA, 3317 nt
Organism: Procambarus clarkii (red swamp crayfish)
Lineage: Eukaryota; Metazoa; Arthropoda; Malacostraca; Decapoda; Cambaridae
Source: RefSeq, a predicted model, not a curated record
AUAGGUCUUCUGCAGUUGCCAUUAUUCUUAUGUUCUUUUAUUCUUUAUUACACCAGAAUCACACACCCACAGUCGCCCCGUGUGAAUAACCUCCCACGGUGGUGAAGUUAAUUGAUGUUUACUCCCCUUAACCUAUCUCUUUAUUUCUCUCACUUCUCUCACCCACCCUCUUCAGACCCUCCUGAGGUGCAUGUGGCUCCAGGCUCCUCCCUAGACCUCAACCACAUCAAGGAGGGAGAUGAUGUGUACUUCGACUGCCACAUCAAGGCCAGGCCAGAGGCACAUAAGAUCACCUGGACUUUUAACGGAAUGGAGCUCCAGCAGAACGUGAGUGGAGGGGUGAUGGUGGUGGGGCGGUCUUUGGUCCUACAGAAAGUCUCCAGGAAACAGGCAGGGAGCUACGCCUGCUCCGCCACGAACAACCAAGGAUCAAACACGUCUUCGUCCAUUCUCCUCUCUGUCAAGUACUCGCCCGUCUGCGGGAUGGAGCAAACAGAUGUGUACGGUGUGGGACGCCAUGAGAAGACUACUGUAACCUGCAGAGUGGAGGCUGAUCCUCCUGUAACCACCUACCGCUGGGCCUUCAACAACACUGGAGAGUUUGUGGACAUCCCCCACUCUCACUACGAUAUCAAAGGAGAUGGAAUCAAGUCACAGCGGUCGGACCUCCGCUACUCCCCAGUGAGCGACCUGGACUACGGCACCUUGCUGUGCUGGGCCACCAACGCCGUGGGCAUGCAGAGGACGCCCUGCACCUUCACCGUGUUCCCUGCAGGCAAGCCGGACGUCGUCACCUCCUGCAACGUCUUCAACGAGACGGAGGAGAGCGUGUCUGUGUCGUGCGAGCCAGGCUACAGCGGCGGCGUCGACCAGACCUUCGUCAUCGAGGCUUGGGACGACGGGGUUAUCAGAGCCACAGACAAAAGCGACACUCCCAUUCUUCAGCUCGCUGGACUACGACCCGGGACUCGCUACACGCUCAAAGUCUUCGCUAGCAACGCUAUGGGACGCUCGCUACCCUUCGUUUUCACCGCCUUCACCCUCACUGACGUGGCCGAGAGACGUACAGCCUUGGGAGCUGGUAAGCCCGGGGAGCCCCUAAGCCCUAUCGUAGGGUCUGUGAUCGGUGGGGUGCUGGCCGUGGCCCUGCUCCUUGUCAUCGCCCUGGUGGUAGCCAAAUGCAAGAGACGGAACGCACGAGAAGCCCACAGCCUGCGGGAGAGCAGCAGUGCAGGCGACGCCGCAGGCUACAAGUCCUGCGGGAAGGCCGAGACGAGGCAGGACUCCGGACUUACGGACACCACGGACACCCACGGACACUCUGGCCCAGACCUCGUCUCCGCCUCGCAAGAGUCGGCCAUGAUGACCCAUUCUCACGACUCCAGCACGCCUCUGAUUGGCAACGGCCGCGUCACUCAGGGAAAACAGGAACAGCUGUAUCCACCACAACAGCAGCAGCCGUAUCCACUACAGCAGCAGUAUUCCCCUCAGCAGCAGCAGCAGCAGUAUGUUCCGCAGCAGCACUACCCUGAGCAGCAGAAGCCGUCACACAUAGUGAUGGUAGAGGCCUCUCCAGCAGGGCAAGAAGUGCCGUACUAUCAGGAAGAUCUGCCUGUGGAAGGUGGUAAUAGUGGUGGUAGUUCUGGUUCGAUGCCGUACACGCCGCAGAAGGUCACUUACGUGCCCGUGUACGACUACCAGCACCUUCCCCAGCACAAGGCUGAGAGGGAGUGGGCGGUGAGUGAAGGAGUGUGGACUGGGACGCCCGUGACCGCCGUGACCAAAGACCAACCGGACAGUUCGCCUUUGUCUCCGUACGGGGUAGUGGACACCCGGCGGCAUUCUGCCUACCUGCGGCCACUGGACCAGCUUCCUGGCCAGCUGAGCCAGCUGCCCCCUCACCUGACAGAUCACCAGCUGGCUAGGCAGUACCAGCCGACGCCCCACCACCCACCACCCACCACCCCGAAGCUCUUUCAACCCACCUCGGAGCAUGAAAGUGCUGUGUAGUGGUGAUUGCGCAGGCGCUGGGGGUUUGGCGUGGCUGUGCACCAGUUAUGCGUUCUGGGUAACGCAUGGAUGGUACUUGUACUCUAUGUUGGAGUGUAAGGCUGGUUUUUGCAGUUUAAAGUGUGGUGCAGACGAGGAGUCACAAUAACGUGGUUAAAAUAUGUUGACCAGACCACAUACUAGAAGGUGAAGGGACGAGGAUGUUUCGGUCCGUCCUGGACCAUUCUCAAGUCGAUUGUGGUGCAGGUACUCGAGUGGUGGAGUGUUUAGGAGCAGGACUGUGGAGGGUGAGGUGCUGUGGAGUGCACUCAGCGCCACACCUCUCAGCCACACCAUUCAGCGGACAUAGAAGGAGCUGUGACCUCGCCUCAGCGCCACCCUCCUACCUCCAUAGAUAUCACUGGUGGUGUUUACAAACGAUCUUUCAUGGAGAUAAAACUCAGUUCUCUGAUAUCCAGGGAACAUAUUAUGUGUGAGUGUAUGAAUGAGUGUAUAAGUAUUAGCCUUGUAUGAUCUAUACAAGAUGAACAUUAUACCACGAAUUGUCAUGAUUUAACUGGUUAAACGCUAACAAUGAAAAACAUGAAAGUUCAACAGAAUAUUCUGGGGCUGAAACACACAUACGCCGCAGUUGCUAAUGUUAAAAAUACUACUUGAAACUAUAGUGAAAAACUAAUGAAAACUGUUGACAUUUCAGUGAUGUGUUAAGGAAAAUCAUGAUAUCUAGUCCUUGUGUCUAGUAGGUGUGUGACCUCAAGUGAAGAGUUCUUCUUCAGGAUGGUAAGAAUUCCCAGUUUGAAGACUAUAAGGUGUUAAAGGCAUCCAUUGAUUUAUUUUUGUACUUAUGUCAGGUGUAAUUCAUGUUUUCAAGUGUGUGCUAUUUUACCUGUGGAGCAAGUCAGCUAUUUAAAUCAAGAUAGAUGAGAUUUUAUUUACAGUGUAGAGAAAAAUAAGUGAUAGUUUGCAAGAGACUCUGAAGAAUUGCAGAAGCUAUUACAUGUAUUUGUGUGUGUGUGUGUGUGUGUGUGUGUUUAUGUGCGUGUGCUUGCGUGUAUGUGUUUGCGCGUGUAUGUGUGCGUGACUGCAUGUGUGCGUGACUGCAUAUGUGCGUUUGUUAGAUUAUACUUAAAUUAUUCAACUAUUCGUAUUAUUUAUUUUUCUAAGCCUUUGAAUCAAAAUAAAUAUCUUCAAUGUGUCAAAUUACUAACUUCAGUUCUCAAACUGAUCUCAUAUCACAAGAUCUCUCUCUCUCUCUCACACACACACACACACACACACACACACACACAACAUGGGUUCUGGACAGG